Molecule: messenger RNA, 2237 nt
Organism: Gadus macrocephalus (Pacific cod)
Lineage: Eukaryota; Metazoa; Chordata; Actinopteri; Gadiformes; Gadidae
Product: fibronectin-like
Exons: 13
Coding region: 204-2222 (672 amino acids)
Biological process (GO): cell-substrate junction assembly; nervous system development; heart development
Cellular component (GO): extracellular region
Molecular function (GO): integrin binding; proteoglycan binding
Source: RefSeq, a predicted model, not a curated record
UCCUCGGUCUAGUCCGUCUGCUGCAAGGCGGACAAAACGACCGCGUGUGGAGCAAGCGGUAGAAGUUAACGGACGACUCACUUGGCCAAACCCAAGGACCCCUACACGCGCCACUUGCUUCUUCUUCUUCUUCCCACUCGGUCAUCUUACCUUAAUCAUCACAUUUCAUUCUCUUGUAUUUAUUUGUCAUUCCCCCCUCCAAAAUGACCCGUGGCCCGUUGGCGGUUGGGCUGCUGGUGGCUUUGUGCUUAAGCGGCGCGGUCGACUGCAAGACAAAGACCCCAAGGAACCGGGAAAGUAGGCAGAGUGGUCAGUACCGGGUGUUUCCAGAGCUCCACGACCAAUCGCCGGUGACUGCAGCCGGUUGCUCAGAAAACGGUCGCACUUACCGAGUGAACGACCGAUGGGAGAAAAUGUAUCAAGGAAACAAUCUGGUGUGCACCUGCAACGGGAGAGAGGGAAUCCACUGCAGGAGUAAAGUACAAGACCAGAACUCGUGCUACGAUACAACCAACCUCCAGACUUACCGCCUGGGUGAGACUUACGACCGGCCCAAGGAUGGGAUGAUCUGGGACUGCACAUGCGUCGCUGCAGGCAGAGUCAGCUGCACUAUUGCAAACCGGUGUCAUGAGGGCGGAAAGUCGUAUUUAAUCGGCAACACCUGGCAGAAGCCACACCCGACCGGGAACUACAUGCUGCAGUGCGAGUGUCUGGGGAACAACAAAGGGGAGUGGACCUGCAAGCCCGUGGCUGAGCGCUGCAAUGACAACUCUGCCGGCGCAUCGUACGUGGUGGGGGAGACCUGGGAGAAGAGCUACCAGGGCUGGAUGAUGAUGGACUGCACCUGCCUGGGGGAGGGCAACGGACGCAUCACCUGCACCACCAAGAACCGCUGUAACGACCCACAGACCCAGGGCACCUACCGCAUCGGAGAGAGCUGGACCAAGAGGACGGACAAGGGGGAGCUCCAGAGGUGCAUCUGCACUGGGAACGGACGCGGGGAGUGGAAGUGUGAGCACACCAUCCAAGGCAACGCCAUCGCCACCCCCAUCGGGACGCACCUCGGGACGGCGCUGGUGACCAGCCUGAGCGUCCACCCCGUCCCCCUGCCCCAGACCCCCGCCGAGGGCACCUGCCGCACCGACUCGGGCACCACGUACCAGGACGGCCAGCGAUGGGUACGCACCCAGGGCAGCAAGCAGCUGAUCUGCACCUGCCUGGGGAACGGCAUCAGCUGCCAGGACUGGGAUGCCCGAUCCCUAGUGUACGGCGGCAACGCCGACGGCAACCCUUGCGCAUUCCCCUUCACGUACGGCGGGAAGACGUACUACUCGUGCACGCAGGACGCGCGCACGGACGGACAGCUGUGGUGCUCCACCACCUCCGACUAUGACAGCGACCAGCUCUACUCCUUCUGCAGCGAGAAAUUCUCCAUGGUGCCGACGCGCGGCGGGAACUCAAACGGCGCCCUCUGCUACUUCCCCUUCCUGUACAACGGCCGCAACUACACCGAGUGCACGUCCGACGGCCGUCGCGACGGCAUGAAGUGGUGCAGCACGUCGCCAGAGUACCGGGACGACAGCUACGGCUUCUGUCCCAUGGCGGCCCACGAGGAGGUGUGCACCACCAACGACGGCUCCAUGCACCGCGUGGGCGACAAGUGGGACAAGCACCACGACAUCCUGGGCCACCUGAUGCAGUGCACGUGCCUGGGCAGCGGGCGCGGGGAGUGGAGCUGCAUCGCCUACACCCAGCUCAAAGAUCAGUGCAUCGUGUCCGGGAAGACCUACGACGUGAACCAGGAGUUCUACAAGCGCCACGACCUGGGCUACAUGAUGAACUGCUCCUGCCUGGGACAAGGCAAGGGGCGCUGGAGGUGCGACGCCGUCGACCAGUGCCAGGAACCAGUCACCCAGACCUUCUACCAGAUCGGGGAGAGCUGGGACAAGACGAACCAGGGCAUCCCCUACCUGUGCACCUGCCUUGGGAACGGAGCCGGAGAGAUGACCUGCGAGCCACAGCAGGGAGGGGUCAAUCAUCCCGUGAGGGUCACCAUCUCGGAGGCGGGGCGGCAGCCCAACUCGCGGCCCAUCCUGUGGAACGCCCCCCCCUCGGUCCACGUCACCAAGUACACCCUCAAGUGGAGAGUGGUGAGUGCCCCCCCCCCCCCCGCCCGCUGUUCCUCCGCCCUCUGUCCUGUUGUAUUCUCGUACUCUCUUUAGAGCGGUGUAACGUUU